AAAAAAACGGCAUUUGGUCAAAACUUUAUCAGUAUUAUUUCCAGACGGCUAUGCUGUCGAUUGUCUCGGUCCAUUCCCUGCGAAUGCCAAUGAUGCAAAAAUAACAGAAAGUAUAUUACAGCUGAAUAAUACUUUCCAGUAUUGGUGUGAAGAUGGAGAUGUGGCUAUAGUUGAUAGGGCUUUUCGAGAUGUGAUUGAAUCUUUAGAAGAGAAUGGAUUUGAUGUUCGCAUGCCAUCGUUUUUACCACCAAAACAAAAACAAUUGACAACAAAAGAGGCUAAUUCAACUCGUUUAAUCACUAAAAACCGUUGGGUUGUUGAAGCCUAUCAUGCACGACUCAAAGACUGGUCAUUAUUAUCAGAACGUAUUCACAAUUCAUUAAUACCGAAUAUUCACGAUUAUGCUCGAAUUACGACGGCUGCAUUAAAUGCAUUUCGAAAACCUAUUUUUUUUACUGAUGAUCCUUCCGAACAUCAACAAAUCGCAAAGUUAAUGCUUGAAUUAUCAACAACCAAAAAUAAUUUACAGAAAUUAAUAGAAAAAGGCACUUUAAAUACUCGUUCUAAAUGGAAAGAUAUUGAUUCAUCACUAAUCAGAUUCCCUACCCUAACAAAAGAUCAACUAUUACAUCUGUUCUUCGGUUCUUAUCAAAUUAAA
This is a messenger RNA of Didymodactylos carnosus, 658 nucleotides long. The record is from the annotation of a GenBank genome assembly. NCBI's taxonomy places the organism in Eukaryota, Metazoa, Rotifera, Eurotatoria, Philodinida, Philodinidae.